Molecule: messenger RNA, 234 nt
Organism: Iphiclides podalirius (scarce swallowtail)
Lineage: Eukaryota; Metazoa; Arthropoda; Insecta; Lepidoptera; Papilionidae
Source: the annotation of a GenBank genome assembly
AUGUACCAGGAGAACAAGACACCACAGCCGGCAGCCCAGCUGGCGCCUAUGUGCGGCCCGCACCUCAACCCUUGCCGAUUCUGGUCGGAUUUAAUGCGGAAUAAAUUCUGGCGUCAGGCGAUCAGCGCAAUAUGGCGCCGGGUCUAUCGUCGCAAUCGCCCGUGGCCCCGCGACUCGGGGCUGAAGGAAUUGGGGGAUAUCACAAGAGCAAGUCUUAUAACCUCUUGGAUGGAG